CUUAGAAGUUAGAUGGAAGAAGGAUUGAAAAUGAAAAAAAAAUAGAGAAAGGAGAAAGAACGGGAUGAGGGAUUAGGGAAUGAACGAAAGAGAGAGAGCGAAAUGAGUAAAAGAUUAAAGUGAAGUGGUAAAAAAAAGGUAUAUAUAUAUAUAUAUAUUGUGUACAACUUGUGUACACUAUGUGUACCAUAAGCAAAAUCGAUGGGGAAUAUGGCUUUGAUUCCGUCAAAAUUGAAACAAAAACUUUCAGAUUUGCAAGGAGUGAUGGAGACUUGAUCCUAUUUGAAAUUAAAAGGUCUCUCCUGCAUAAACUUCAACUCAAAUUUGAGCUUGUCCCACAAAUAAUCAGGUUCAUCUCCCAGCUUGGAAAUACACUGAUCAGAGAAAACUUACUGAAAAAAGAAGAUUUGGAGAUAUCACGAUAUCUGUAAUGUUUAACAGACGAGGCAACUAUGUUGAAAUGGCGAAACGUAAAGGGAGCUCUCACAAUCAGAUACCAAUGGGAUCCAAUAAUUCGAGCCUAUUUAAAUUUCUUAAUAUCUUUUCUGAUUAUGUAGGGCUCUCACAAUCAGUGCAGGAUGACUCAAUAAUUCUUCAACGCAAGAGUUUGUUACAAACGGGAGACCCAACAUCCAUAUCUAAACUGAUAUUUAAUUAUCAAAUCCAGGCAGUAGGCACCGAGAAUCAUUCAGACGACUCAUUAUUCACAGAUGAUUUUUUGGGACAUGCAACUGAAAGUGAUCGUCGUCCUCCGAUCUCAUACCCAGAAGAAAUUAGAAAGUCCAAAUUCAAUACCGCCAUUUGCCGGAAAGCCAACUUCAUUACCUCAGAAAAUUGCUUGUCGACUGAAAACUUGAACACACAACUAAAAAUUUACAAGAAAUCGCAAAAAACAAGAGGCGUCAUAGUAUGACAACAAGGUCUCAAUCUAGAGAUUUCCCAUGGGGCUAGCUCUUUUAUGUUGCUUGGGCUCUUUAAUGUUGUUUAUUCUCUUUUUUCUUUUUUUGUACUCCAUUUGCUUUUACCUUUUUUUUGCACUGUACUGCUUUUCCAUUGAUCAAUAAAAAAUAUAUCUCUA
Molecule: messenger RNA, 1078 nt
Organism: Cuscuta epithymum
Lineage: Eukaryota; Viridiplantae; Streptophyta; Magnoliopsida; Solanales; Convolvulaceae
Source: the annotation of a GenBank genome assembly